CUUGUAUUAACCAUUUUGUUUGAAAUUUAGUAAAAUUGUUUGUUUGAAAUUAAUUAAUAAUAUUUUUAUUUAAAUAUAUACUAGCUUUUAAGGUAAUAAUAAUACUAAUCUUCUUCUUCUUAAAAACAGUGGAUAAGGUAAGAAAGUCUAAUUUUGUUUUGUUUGUUUUUAAAUUUGAGGUGGUUUUCUUUCAGUUAUUAAACCCUAAACAGAACCGAACAUGAAACAGAAAGAAUCAGCAGCAGCCUCUGGUUUUAGUUUUAUCAUACUUAUCUCUCUCUCUAAAACAGUCUCUUCUCUUCGUCUUUUUCUCCCCUCUUAAAGGGCCUUUCAUGCGCUGUGCUUUGCUUUUUCUGUUUCAAUCUUCCUCACUCUUAUUCUGCCUUUCCUUUCCUCUUCUUCAUUGAUUGAGGUUAAGAUUGAUCAUUCCCUGAAUUUUGAGACUGUCGGUUUCAUCAGCGUGCAAAAUUACCGCUUUUCUUGUUUUCCGACUAUCAUCAGCUGAAAUUUCAUUUUUCAAAUACGGUUGUUUUUGUUAUUUCUAUAUUGACACUAGGGAUAAGAGGUGGACAAUUUGAAAGCUCUAGCAAUAAUAUGGGCUAUCUGAAUUCUGUUUUGCAAUCUUCAAGUCAGGUUCAUGCUGAAGAUGGACCAGUUUGUGGGGGAGGCCUUAGUCAGAAUGGGAAGUUCAGCUAUGGCUAUGCAAGCUCUCCAGGGAAAAGGUCUUCAAUGGAAGAUUUUUAUGAGACAAGGAUUGAUGGGGUUGAUGGAGAGUUAGUUGGUCUUUUUGGAGUCUUCGAUGGUCAUGGAGGUGCCCGGGCUGCUGAAUAUGUGAAGCAAAACCUUUUUAGUAAUUUGAUCAGGCAUCCAAAGUUCAUUUCUGACACCAAAUCUGCAAUAGCUGAUGCAUAUAGUCAUACAGACUCUGAAUUUUUAAAAUCAGAAAAUAACCAGAAUAGGGAUGCUGGAUCUACUGCUUCUACGGCUAUACUCGUUGGUGAUCGAUUGCUAGUUGCAAAUGUUGGGGAUUCCCGUGCUGUUAUCUGCAGAGGAGGCAAUGCUAUUGCUGUGUCCCGCGAUCAUAAGCCAGAUCAAACUGAUGAGCGUCAACGGAUUGAGGAUGCAGGAGGAUUUGUCAUGUGGGCUGGAACUUGGAGAGUAGGAGGCGUCCUUGCUGUUUCUCGUGCAUUUGGUGACCGGCUUUUGAAGCAAUAUGUUGUUGCUGAUCCAGAAAUUCAGGAGGAGAAGAUUGACAGCUCUCUCGAGUUCCUUAUUCUUGCAAGUGAUGGACUGUGGGAUGUUGUUUCAAAUGAGGAGGCUGUUGCAAUGAUAAAACCAAUACAGGAUCCUGAGCAGGCAGCUAAGCGGCUGAUGCAAGAGGCGUGCCAGAGGGGUAGUGCAGAUAAUAUAACUUGUGUUGUCGUGCGAUUCAUGGCCAAUCAAGGGGGUACCUCGCGUAGUGUAUCUGCAUAAGCAGCAUCCUUUCCUUUCCAAGCAUUGUUUUAGGUUUGGAAAUGUGGGGGUGAAAGAAAUAAAACUUAAAUACUAAUAUAGCUAGUCAUAAGGAUAUGGAAAAAAGGAAGAACUGUAUGAGGGCAGGUGUGCAUUAACCAUCUUUUCUUCAGCCUCUGGAUUGAAAUACAACGGUUGAUGUGUAGAUGUGAAUUUGUAAAAGUGUCUCAAAGGCGCAAGUCCUUUUGUGUAUGUUGUACAUGUAGUAACAAGUGUAUUUUUCUCUCUUUUUACACUUUAAUCACAUGAUUUAUUUUAUUUCA
Gossypium raimondii (Peruvian cotton) is the source of this 1775-nucleotide messenger RNA. Its product is annotated as probable protein phosphatase 2C 59. Gene Ontology annotation, biological process: protein dephosphorylation. The record is from RefSeq and is a predicted model, not a curated record. NCBI's taxonomy places the organism in Eukaryota, Viridiplantae, Streptophyta, Magnoliopsida, Malvales, Malvaceae. Bases 595 to 1473 code for a protein of 292 amino acids. Gene Ontology annotation, cellular component: cytosol; nucleus. The transcript has 9 exons. Gene Ontology annotation, molecular function: protein serine/threonine phosphatase activity; cation binding.